Messenger RNA from Lepus europaeus (European hare), 3456 nucleotides. It is a transcript of the gene KCNT1, whose product is annotated as potassium sodium-activated channel subfamily T member 1. Gene Ontology annotation, biological process: potassium ion transport. The record is from RefSeq and is a predicted model, not a curated record. Lineage: Eukaryota; Metazoa; Chordata; Mammalia; Lagomorpha; Leporidae. The transcript is spliced from 28 exons. Gene Ontology annotation, molecular function: intracellular sodium-activated potassium channel activity. The coding region runs from base 1 to 3456 and encodes 1151 amino acids. Gene Ontology annotation, cellular component: membrane.
AUGAGCGACCUGGACUCGGAGGUGCUGCCCCUGCCGCCGCGGUACCGCUUCCGGGACCUGCUGCUGGGCGAGCAGCCGCCGCACGGCGACGACAGGGUCCAGGUGGAGUUCUAUGUCAACGAGAACACCUUCAAGGAGCGGCUCAAGCUGUUCUUCAUCAAAAACCAAAGAUCCAGCCUGAGGAUCCGGCUGUUCAACUUCUCCCUCAAGCUGCUCACCUGCCUGCUGUACAUCGUGCGCGUGCUGCUGGACGACCCGGCGCUGGGCAUCGGAUGGGCCCCCAUCCUGUGGGUGGAGAGGAAGAUGCCUCUGUGGGUGAUCCAGGUGGUCGUGGCCAUCAUCAGCUUCCUGGAGACCAUGCUGCUCAUCUACCUCAGCUACAAAGGCAACAUCUGCGAGCAGAUCUUCAGGGUGUCGUUUGUCCUGGAGAUGAUCAACACCCUGCCCUUCAUCGUCACGAUCUUCUGGCCGCCACUGCGCAACCUGUUCAUCCCGGUGUUCCUGAACUGCUGGCUGGCCAAGCACGCCCUGGAGAACAUGAUCAACGACUUCCACCGGGCCAUCCUGCGGACACAGUCGGCCAUGUCCAACCAGGUCCUCAUCCUCUUCUGCACGCUGCUGUGCCUGCUGUUCACGGGCACCUGCGGGAUCCAGCACCUGGAGCGUGCCGGCGAGAACCUGUCCCUGCUCACCUCCUUCUACUUCUGCAUCGUCACCUUCUCCACCGUCGGCUACGGCGACGUGACGCCCAAGAUCUGGCCGUCCCAGCUCCUGGUGGUCAUCAUGAUCUGUGUGGCCCUCGUGGUGCUCCCGCUGCAGUUCGAGGAGCUGGUCUACCUCUGGAUGGAGCGGCAGAAGUCGGGCGGCAACUACAGCCGCCACCGGGCGCAGACGGAGAGGCACGUGGUGCUGUGCGUGAGCUCCCUCAAGAUCGACCUGCUCAUGGACUUCCUGAACGAGUUCUACGCGCACCCCCGGCUGCAGGACUAUUACGUGGUCAUCCUGUGCCCCACCGAGAUGGACGUCCAGGUGCGCCGGGUCCUGCAGAUCCCCCUGUGGUCCCAGCGGGUCAUCUACCUCCAGGGCUCCGCCCUCAAGGACCAGGACCUCAUGCGAGCCAAGAUGGACAACGGGGAGGCCUGCUUUAUCCUCAGCAGCCGGAACGAAGUGGACCGCACAGCCGCGGACCACCAGACCAUCCUUCGGGCCUGGGCUGUAAAGGAUUUUGCCCCCAACUGCCCACUGUACGUCCAGAUCCUCAAGCCGGAGAACAAGUUCCACGUCAAGUUCGCAGACCACGUGGUGUGUGAGGAGGAGUGCAAGUUCGCCAUGCUGGCCCUCAACUGUAUCUGCCCGGCCACCUCCACCCUCAUCACCCUGCUGGUGCACACGUCUCGCGGCCAGGAAGGGCAGGACUCCCCGGAGCAGUGGCAGCGCAUGUACGGGCGCUGCUCGGGCAACGAGGUCUACCACAUCCGCAUGGGCGACAGCAAGUUCUUCCGCGAGUACGAGGGCAAGAGCUUCACCUACGCCGCCUUCCACGCCCACAAGAAGUACGGCGUGUGCCUCAUCGGGCUGAAGCGGGAGCAGCACAAGAGCGUGCUGCUGAACCCGGGGCCCCGGCACACGCUGGCCGCGUCGGACACCUGCUUCUACAUCAACAUCACCAAGGAGGAGAACUCGGCCUUCAUCUUCACCGAGGAGGAGCGGCACGAGCGCAGGGGCGGGGCGGGGCGGGGCCUCUACGAGGGGCCCUCCCGCCUGCCCCUGCACAGCAUCCUGGCCUCCAUGGGGACGGUGGCCAUGGACCUGCAGAACGCCGAGUGCCGGCCUGCGCAGGGCGGAGGGGCCGGCGGGGGCGCCACGCUGGCGCUGCCCGCGGAGAACGGCUCGGGCAGCCGGCGGCCCAGCAUCGCGCCCGUGCUGGAGCUGGCGGACGGCUCGGCCCUGCUGCCCUGCGACCUGCUGAGUGACCAGUCGGAGGACGAGGUGGCGCCCUCGGACGACGAGGGCCUCUCCGUGGUGGAGUACGUGAAGGGCUACCCCCCCAACUCGCCCUACAUCGGCAGCUCCCCCACGCUCUGCCACCUCCUGCCCGUCAAAGCCCCCUUCUGCUGCCUGCGGCUGGACAAGGGCUGCAAGCACAACAGCUUUGAAGACGCCAAGGCCUACGGCUUCAAGAACAAGCUGAUCAUCGUCUCGGCGGAGACGGCCGGCAACGGGCUGUACAACUUCAUCGUGCCGCUGCGCGCCUACUACCGGCCGCGCAGGGAGCUCAACCCCAUCGUCCUGCUGCUGGACAACAGGCCUGACCACCACUUCCUGGAGGCCAUCUGCUGCUUCCCCAUGGUCUACUACAUGGAGGGCUCCAUGGACAACCUGGACAGCCUGCUGCAGUGCGGCAUCAUCUACGCCGACAACCUGGUGGUGGUGGACAAGGAGAGCACCAUGAGUGCCGAGGAGGACUACAUGGCCGACGCCAAGACCAUCGUCAACGUGCAGACCAUGUUCCGGCUCUUCCCCAGCCUCAGCAUCACCACGGAGCUCACGCACCCCUCCAACAUGCGCUUCAUGCAGUUCCGGGCCAAGGACAGCUACUCUCUGGCUCUGUCCAAACUGGAGAAGCGGGAGCGAGAGAAUGGCUCCAACCUGGCCUUCAUGUUCCGCCUGCCCUUCGCCGCCGGCCGCGUGUUCAGCAUCAGCAUGUUGGACACUCUGCUCUACCAGUCCUUCGUCAAAGACUACAUGAUCACCAUCACCAGGCUGCUGCUGGGCCUGGACACCACGCCGGGCUCCGGCUACCUGUGCGCCAUGAAGAUCGGGGAGGCCGACCUGUGGAUCCGCACCUACGGCCGGCUCUUCCAGAAGCUCUGCUCCUCCAGUGCCGAGAUCCCCAUCGGCAUCUACAGGACCGAGAGCCACGUCUUCUCCUCCGAGUCCCAGAUCUCGGUGAACAUGGAGGACUGUGAGGACGUGCGGGAAGCCCAGGGGCCCUGGGGGGCACGGGCGGGCCCCGGUGGCGGUGGCAGCACCCACGGCCGCCACGCAGGCGGCGGGGACCCGGCAGAGCACCCGCUGCUGCGACGCAAGAGCCUGUCCUGGGCCCGGAAGCUGAGCCGCAAGGGCUCCCAGCAGGCGGCCAAGGCGCCGGCGGCCGCCGAGUACAUCAGCCAACAGCGGCUCAGCCUGUGCCGGCGCUCGGAGCGCCAGGAGCUCUCGGAGCUGGUCAAGAACCGCAUGAAGCACCUGGGGCUGCCCACCACGGGCUACGGCGAGAUGAAUGACCACCAGAACACGCUGUCCUACGUCCUCAUCAACCCCCCGCCCGACACCCGGCUGAAGCCCAACGACAUCGUGUAUCUCAUCCGCCCGGACCCCCUGGCCCACGUGGCCGGCAGCUCCCCGAGCCACAGGCUGUCCUGCAACCCCGAGACUCGCGACGAGACGCAGCUCUGA